This is a messenger RNA of Nestor notabilis (Kea), 1433 nucleotides long. RefSeq names its product RUN domain containing 3B (gene RUNDC3B). The transcript is spliced from 9 exons. Lineage: Eukaryota; Metazoa; Chordata; Aves; Psittaciformes; Psittacidae. The annotation marks the transcript as partial. The record is from RefSeq and is a predicted model, not a curated record.
GUCAGAUCACCUGGUUCGGCUAUGAAAGUCCUCGUAGUUUCUGGGACUACAUUCGAGUAGCUUGCCGAAAAGUCUCUCACAAUUGCAUCUGCAGUAUUGAGAACAUGGAGAAUGUCGGUUCUUCUAGAGCUAAGGGUCGAGCCUGGAUCAGAGUAGCACUUAUGGAAAAGCAUUUGUCUGAAUACAUUUCCACAGCUCUGAGAGACUUCAAAACAACCAGGAGAUUUUAUGAGGAUGGAGCAAUUGUUCUUGGUGAAGAAGCAAAUAUGCUUGCUGGUAUGCUGUUGGGACUCAAUGCAAUUGAUUUUAGUUUUUGCCUGAAGGGUGAGGGAUUGGAUGGCAGCUUUCCAGCUGUCAUAGAUUAUACACCAUACUUGAAGUUCACCCAAAGUUCUGACAGCAUCAGCAGUGAUGAAGAAGAGCUAAGAACACUGGGCAGUAGCGGCAGUGAAGGCAGUACUCCAGAGAACAUUGGUCCUCCUUUCAUCACGGAUGAAAACAGUUGGUACAACAAAUGCAAAAGGGUAGAACAGAAGUACCGGCUUGCAUUGGAACAGAAGGGUUACCUUGAAGAAUUGGUACGACUCAGAGAAAACCAGCUAUCUGAAUCUGUCUCACAGAAUAAACUGCUGUUACAAAGAAUUGAAGAUAUGGAUCUAGCCCAUAAAAUGGAGAAGGAACAGCUGGAAUAUAUAAUUGUGGAACUGCAAGACCAGUUGACUGUGCUAAAGAAUAAUGACUUGAGAUCAAGACAAGAAUUAACUACUCACCUCACCAAUCAGUGGCCUUCCCCAGGAGCUCUGGAUGUCAAUGCUGUUGCCUUGGACACUCUCCUCUAUAGAAAGCACAAUCAGCAAUGGGAUGAGAAAAGUUUUCAAAGUCUGGACCAACUUUCAGCAGAAGUUAGUCUUUCUCAGUCCUCUCUGGACCCAGGUCACUCACAGGAUGGGAAGCAUGAUGGAAUGAACUUGUUAAAUGAAGGAAAGGAAGACACUCCAUCAUUGCUUGGUCUUUGUGGCUCUCUUACAUCAGUAGCAAGCUACAAAUCUCUCACAAGUCUGAAAUCAAGUGAAUAUCUUGCAAGUCCCACAACAGAGAUGACAAGUCCAGGCUUAACUCCAUCAUGAGAUACCCACAAGAAGGAAGAGCUUUGUGUUGUAUGCAUUUGGUUUAUGUUCCAUAAAAUGACUUAUAAUGAAAACUGCUGGUUCUGAGUCAACAUAUAAGCUGCUUUAUUUUUUUCCUUCUGUGGUUACUUUUUUUAUUAUCAAAUUCUGUCAGUUUUUGUUCACUUUUUUUUUUCCACCAGAGGACUUUUCUGAUUUUCUACUUUACUCUUGAGUUAUUUAAAGCUCUCGGUCAGGUACAGGACAUAUAAUCUGAUGCUUAUGACUGUUUUUUAAAUAAAACAGUUGGAAAUCAGUCCCCUACUU